AUGCUACCGAGUCGAUGCUUGUCUUCAACUCGAAUUCUGGUGUUCAGCAGGUCGUAUAGUGUUGCGAAAGUAAGCUUUCCUGAACACAAUGUCCUUGACAUAAUCAAGGAAAAUUUGUCAAACAAACUCUCUAGUCUAUCGGGAGUUGAUAAUAACAAGGUAUUCAACUCUAUCGACGUCACAUCAGGGUUAGAGAAAGGUGAUCUAAUCAUCCCACUUCCGAAGAUUGUGGCACACAAAGAAGACUUGGUAUCACUAGCACGAACCUGGGGGGAGAAGUUAUCGGAUCAGCCAUACAUGGCUAAGGUAGUUGCUAAUGGCCCUUUUUUACAGUUCUUCAUUGAACCACACUACUUAACUGGGAAAUUACUACCCAAAAUUUUAGAAGAAAGAGAGAGAUAUGGACAAAUCCCAUUGGUAAAAGAUAAGAAGGUGUUGAUAGAGUUCUCUUCACCCAAUAUUGCAAAACCGUUUCAUGCAGGGCAUCUAAGAUCGACCAUAAUAGGUGGGUUCUUAAGCAAUCUUUUCCAGAAUUUCGGAUGGAACGUUACAAAGAUGAAUUAUCUGGGUGACUGGGGUAAACAAUUUGGUGUCUUAGCUGUAGGAUUCGAAAGAUAUGGCGAUGAAAAAAUGCUAGAAACAGAUGCCAUAAACCAUUUAUUUGAAGUUUAUGUUAAGAUCAAUAAAGAUAUAGAAAACGAAAAGUCAUCUAAUGGGAAAAGUCUUAUUGAUGAACAAGCUAAAGAAUAUUUUUGCAAGCUAGAAAACAAUGACACAGAUGCUAUAAAACUAUGGAAGAAGUUCCGCAAUCUUUCAAUUCGGAAAUAUAAAGAAACAUACUCAAAGCUCAAUAUCGAUUAUGAUGUUUACUCUGGCGAAUCCCAAGUCUCUAAAGAAACAAUUCUUUUAGUAAACAACAUGCUACAGGCUUCUGGGCUGCUGAAAGAAUCAAAUGGAGCUAAAGUUGUGGACUUGUCUAAAGCUCAAAAAUCUCUGGGGGCUGUGGUUGUACAAAAAUCUGAUGGAGCUAGCUUGUACAUUACCAGAGAUAUAGCUGCUGCAAUAGAAAGAAAAAGAGAAUAUAAUUUCGACAAAAUGAUAUACGUAGUAGCCUCCCAACAAGAUCUCCACAUGAAACAAUUGUAUCAAAUUCUCAAGGAACUGAAAUUUGAAUGGGCAACCUCAUUGGAACACAUUAACUUUGGCAUGGUUCAAGGAAUGUCUACAAGAAAGGGUACCGUGAUAUUUCUAGAUAAUAUUCUAGAGGAAGCACAACAGCAAAUGUUAAGUGUAAUGUCGAAGAAUGACGUAAAAUUUACUCAGGUUAAAAAUCCAUCUGAAAUUGCAUACCUGAUAGGCACAUCUGCUGUUAUGAUUCAGGAUAUGCAAAGUAAAAGAAAAAACAACUAUAAAUUCAAAUGGGAGAGAAUGCUUACUUUCGAGGGUGAUACAGGCCCAUAUCUGGAAUAUGCUCAUUCCAGGCUUAAAUCUAUUGAACUCAAAAAUAAACACCUCCAUGAAAGUUUAACACCAGUUAAUUAUGAAUUGAUAGGAGAGCAAGAUGCCCUUGAUUUAGUAAGGGUAAUGAGCCGGUACCACGAAGUUCUAAAAAAAGCUCUAGAAACCAGGGAGCCAUCAACAUUGGUAACAUACUUAUUCAAGAUCGCACAUCAAGUAUCAAAAUGCUAUCGUACUGUGUGGGUAUCAGGACAACCAGAUGAUGUUGCAAAAGCCAGACUACAUCUUUUCAUGGCUUCGAGACAAAUACUAUAUAAUGGACUGAAGUUGCUGGGGGUAACACCUGUAGAUAGAAUGUAA
Messenger RNA from Nakaseomyces glabratus, 1818 nucleotides. RefSeq names its product arginine--tRNA ligase MSR1 (gene MSR1). The record is from RefSeq and is a predicted model, not a curated record. Gene Ontology annotation, molecular function: ATP binding; arginine-tRNA ligase activity. Gene Ontology annotation, cellular component: mitochondrion; cytoplasm. Gene Ontology annotation, biological process: arginyl-tRNA aminoacylation; mitochondrial translation. NCBI's taxonomy places the organism in Eukaryota, Fungi, Ascomycota, Saccharomycetes, Saccharomycetales, Saccharomycetaceae.